Messenger RNA from Dinoponera quadriceps, 6311 nucleotides. It is a transcript of the gene Egfr, whose product is annotated as epidermal growth factor receptor. The transcript has 12 exons. Gene Ontology annotation, molecular function: ATP binding; transmembrane receptor protein tyrosine kinase activity. Bases 1446 to 5825 code for a protein of 1459 amino acids. Gene Ontology annotation, cellular component: basal plasma membrane; signaling receptor complex. The record is from RefSeq and is a predicted model, not a curated record. Gene Ontology annotation, biological process: protein phosphorylation; positive regulation of cell population proliferation; positive regulation of kinase activity. NCBI's taxonomy places the organism in Eukaryota, Metazoa, Arthropoda, Insecta, Hymenoptera, Formicidae.
AAAGAUUUUCGUUUUAAUCGAGAAUCCUGUUUAUCUUUGGCAGCGCGCGCCGGCUGCGCGCGCAGGGAAUACUCGGGAUUCUUCGGGACGAGGAAAAAAGGGAUAAUAGGAGGAAAUAUCGACUUGUUAUCCGUAACUCGGCAAUGAGGAUUCCGCGUUCUCCCGGCGACGAGUUCUCGUCUUAAUUAAGGCAGCGGCGAUUUUUAUACCGUCCUGCCGCGGGCAUAAUAGCGAGGACGAUUAACAAGGAUACGUUAAAAACGAAUCAACCGGCCGAAUAAUAACUUUGGUUCGAACGAGCGCGAGAACGGGAUAAGUGCGACGCAAGUGCGCUCUUUGAGGGAGGAUCGCCUCGGACCCGUCAAUUACGUAUAUUAUGUAUCGAUUUUUCGUACAUCCUCUCCGGAGCACGUGAAUGCGUUCUCUUCUCGGUGAACUCGAUGCGGCGAUUAUUGCCAGGGCGGCUACGUGGAAGCGAUGCUAUUUCAGAAUGCAUUAAACUGUGGAUUACUUUCAGAUUUGUGAGAGAGGACGAGUAUCUUUCCCUCUGCCACGCAUGCGUCGACACACGCCUGUCACGAUAACCGAAUUGAUCGAUCUGAUGACUCUUUCAACAUUUUCGAAAAUAUCUCCAGUCAAUCCAUCGGGCACCAUUCGUUCUUGACGUCGCUCUAACAAUUAUUCCGAGCCACUUGUGACACCGUCAGCGGCCGUGUAUUACGGUUCUUACGCGUUUGAGAAACAAGAACAGCUUGCGAGCUACGUAACCGCUGGUCUAGGAUGCACAAUAUAUUCGCGAUGCGAUCUUAUCUCGCGAAAAUGGCCGAGCGAUUUCAAAGUAUCGCCGCAUCUCGCCGUCAGAUCGAGCGGAGCGGCCGGAUUAUCGCUUGCGUAAUUUUCUGCCGUAUUUCUCGCGUUUGUCGCGUCGCCGGAUCUGAUGUCAAGAUUAUUACACGGCGAAUGCGCGCGCGUUGUAGCCGAUAUCUCGUUAUCGCCCUUCGCGAGCAUAAUGUCACCCCGGAGGAACAAUUUGGAACACUUUACUCGCGACACACGUUCGCCGCCUCUGGGUCCCAGCCGUAUACCGCGUGUACCUCGUGCGUGGCAGGGAUGCAAUUUAUUCUCAGGGUUGGUGCGAGAGCCCACUGGACCGGGGACACGUCCGAGUUACGUGAUCGGCGCUCGACCGGUGAUUGACUGUGCUACACGCAGCAAUAGACAGAUGGAUAACGGCCGACCGACAAUCGCGACCACUUUAACGCCGGACAUGCGACAUGCACGGUGAAGAAGGGAGAGCUAUGGCAGCGGCGGAAACAGCCUUACGAAGCUCCUCCGGUCCUCUCCUCGUUCGUGACAGUCGACGGGUCCACGAAGCAGAAGAGGGAAUCCUCGCUCAGGUCACCUUGGCAAGGCCUACGGGUUCGUAAAGGGCAUGAAAGCUCAUCAUGUUCAACUACCGACACGGGCUGCAAGCGCUGUCGACCUGCAACCUCCUCGGCGUGACAUUCCUCCUACUGAUCGUCGCCGGUAGCUACGAUGUGUCAGCGGAUCUCAAUUCGGAAUUCGUCAAAGGGAAAAUCUGCAUCGGUACCAAUGGCCGCCUCUCCGUGCCCUCCAACAAGCAGCAUCACUACCGGAAUCUUCGAGACCGGUACACCAACUGUACUUACGUCGAUGGUAACCUGGAGAUCACAUGGCUCCAGAACAAAACCUUCGACCUCAGUUUCCUUCAGUACAUACGGGAGGUCACCGGUUACGUCCUCAUCAGUCACGUGGACGUGCACAGGAUCGUCCUGCCGAGGCUACAGAUCAUCCGUGGCAGGACCCUCUUCAAGCUCAAUAUUCACGACCACGAAUUCGCCCUCUUCGUUACAAUGUGUCAGAUGCACAACCUGGAGAUGCCGGCCCUCAGAGACAUACUCAACGGGAGCGUGGGCAUGUACAACAACUACAACCUCUGCCACAUCAAGACUAUUAAUUGGGAGGAAAUAAUUACCGGCCAAGGCGGCAAGUACUUCUACGUGUACAAUUUCACGUCGCCGGAGCGCGCCUGUCCGGAGUGCGACUCAAGCUGCGAGCAGGGGUGCUGGGGCGAAGGUCCGGACAACUGUCAGAGAUAUUCCAAGACGAAUUGCUCACCCCAGUGCUGGCAAGGCAGGUGCUUCGGUCCUAAUCCGCGCGAGUGUUGCCAUCUUUUUUGCGCCGGUGGGUGUACCGGUCCCAAGCAGAGCGACUGCCUCGCCUGCAAGAACUUCUUCGACGACGGCGUCUGUACGCAGGAAUGUCCACCUAUGCAAAAGUACAAUCCAACCACGUAUUCCUGGGAAGCAAAUCCCGAGGGCAAAUACGCCUACGGGGCGACUUGCGUGAGACGAUGUCCGGAACAUCUUCUGAAGGACAACGGGGCAUGCGUGAGGUCCUGCCCGCCGAAGAAGAAGGCGGUGAACGGCGAGUGCGUUCCCUGCAACGGCCCUUGCCCGAAAACCUGCAAGGGCGUCGAGAAAGUGCAUUCCGGUAACAUCGACUCCUUCAAGGACUGCACCAUCAUCGAAGGGUCCAUCACAAUCCUGGACCAGAGCUUCCAAGGUUUCCAGCACGUUUUUUCGAAUUACACAUUCGGCAAGCGAUACGAGAAGAUGCACCCGGAUAAGCUCGAAGUCUUCAAGACUCUCCGGGAGAUCACGGGUUACUUGAACAUCCAAGGCGAUCACGUGGACUUCAAGAAUCUCUCGUACUUUCGGAAUCUCGAGGUGAUCGGUGGCAGGGCGCUCACGGAAUACUUUGCGUCAUUGUACAUUGUCAAGACUUCCCUGGUGUCCUUCGGACUGAAUUCCUUGAAGAAGAUCCUCUCUGGUUCGAUCGCCAUUCUCGAGAAUAAGAAUCUGUGUUACGCGCAGAGUAUCAACUGGACCAGGAUCAAGAAAUCGACCGAGCAUGAGUGUCUUUUGCAGAACAAUCGAAACGAGAGCGAAUGCAUCGAGGACGGUUUCGCGUGCGACGAGCAAUGCUCGGACGAAGGAUGCUGGGGGCCAGGGCCGGCGCAAUGUUUGUCCUGCAAGAAUGUCAAGCUGGGGAACGAUUGUCUUCAAGAUUGCACCGCGCCGGGUAUUUAUCAAGCGGACGAGAAAACCUGUAAGACGUGUCACGUGGAGUGCGACGGUUCCUGCACGGGUCCUAAGUCUGAGCAGUGCACCAAGUGCAAACACGUGCGCGACGGACCGUUCUGCGUGCCUGAGUGCCCGUCCUCCAAGUACAACGACAACGGCGAAUGCAAACACUGUCACGAGAAUUGCGUGGGCGGCUGCGAGGGACCGGAGAACAACAUAGGCGCCAACGGAUGUCAUAGUUGCGAAAAGGCAAUUAUGAACGGACACGUACCGGAGGGAUGUUUGCAGAAGAAAGAACCGUGUCCCGAUGGACAUUAUUACGAGUGGGUGAGUCCGCUGGAGCAAGGUGCUUUAAAACCUCUCGCCGGGAAGGCGGUCUGUCGCAAGUGCCACCCACGAUGCAAGAAGUGCACAGGAUACGGCUUCCACGAGCAGGUGUGUCAGACGUGUACCAAAUACAAGAGGGGAGAGCAAUGCGAAGACGAGUGUCCCGCCGAUCAUUUCGCGGAUGCUCACACGCAGUUAUGCAUACCGUGCUUCAAAGAGUGCCGAGGGUGCUUCGGGCCGGGCCCGCUACAGUGCCACAAGUGCCGGAACUACAGAAUUUACAUCGAUGGCGAUCCUGGCGACAAUUCGACGUCCUUCAACUGCACGGACAUCUGCCCGCCUGAGUUUCCUCACAAGAUCUUCCCGCCGGACAACGAGCCGUACUGUUCGGUAGAGAUGAUAGGUCUCGGCUUCCAAAUGGAUAACGAGCUUCAACCCGCCAUCUUAGCCGGAGCGGUGCUCUUCAUGUUGAUAUUCAUCGUCAUCGCCAUUGUGACAAUAUACUUCUGGCGGAUGAGAACGAAGGCCAAGGAGAAUACAGUGAAGAUGACGAUGGCAUUGACUGGUCUGGACGACAACGAGCCGCUCCGGCCGACGGGCGUGAAGCCGAAUUUGGCGAAGCUGCGUAUCAUCAAGGAGGAAGAGAUGAGGAAGGGCGGCAUACUGGGCUUCGGUGCUUUCGGCAACGUGUACAAAGGCGUGUGGGUGCCAGAGGGGGAGAACGUGAAGAUCCCGGUGGCCAUAAAGGUCCUGCACGAUGGCACAGGUGCGAAUACGUCCAAGGAGUUCCUCGACGAGGCUUACAUCAUGGCCAGCGUGGAACAUCCGAAUCUGCUACAGCUGCUUGCGGUGUGCAUGACGUCGCAGAUGAUGCUGGUGACUCAGCUGAUGCCUCUGGGCUGCCUGCUGGACUUCGUGCGCAGGUUCAAGGACAAAAUCGGCUCGAAAGCGCUGCUGAACUGGUGCACGCAGAUCGCGAAGGGUAUGGCAUAUCUGGAGGAGAGGAGAUUGGUUCACCGUGACUUGGCGGCGCGGAAUGUCCUCGUACAGACGCCGAAUUGCGUGAAGAUCACUGACUUCGGUUUGGCUAAGCUGCUGGACAUCAACGAGGAGCAAUACAAGGCCGCCGGCGGCAAAAUGCCGAUCAAGUGGUUGGCGUUGGAGUGCAUUCAGCACCGGGUCUUCACUCACAAGUCGGACGUGUGGGCCUUUGGCGUGACCAUCUGGGAAGUCCUCACCUACGGCGGUAGACCCUACGAGAACGUGCCGGCCAGGAACGUGCCGGAACUGCUGGAGAAGGGCGAGAGGCUGCCGCAACCUAAGAUCUGCACGAUCGAUGUGUACAUGAUCAUGAUUAAGUGCUGGAUGCUCGACGCUGAGUCCAGACCAAGCUUCAAGGAGCUCGCGGAAGACUUUGCGAAGAUGUCCAGGGACCCCGGACGAUAUCUCGCCAUUAUAGGGGAUAAGUACAUGAGACUGCCUUCGUAUACACCGCAGGACGAGAAAGAGAUGAUACGAAAUCUCGCAUCAGCGAUGGACGGUCCGGAAGCUCUGGUGGACGCCGACGAGUAUCUGCAGCCUAAAUCGCGAGCUCCGAUUCCGCCUACGAUCUCCGCGUCGAGCACUUCCGGCUCGCCACCGAACACGCCGGUGAAGUCGUGUUGGCCGAACGGUAAGCCGCUCGCAGCUGAUUCGCCGACGCCGCAGAAUCAGCAGAACUGGGACCGGGAGCUGCUGAGAUACGGCGGGACUCACGGGAACGGCAACGCGUCGCACGAGGCAGGGAAUUCAGGCCAACACGCGCAUUACGCGCAUCCCAAGGCCCAUUGCACCCAUGUCGGAGGGUCCGACAGCUCGAGUUCGAGGUACUGCUCGGACCCGUUGAAGAUGGUCGGCGUUCGAGACUGCGAUGUGACGGACGAUUGUUUCGAUACCGAAGUGAACUCCGUGCAUCAGCAGGCUCAGGUGGGGAACCUGAAACUGGACUUGCCGCUGGAUGAGGACGAUUACCUCAUGCCGUCGCCGCAACUGCCAGCCAACACGACACAAUACAUGGAUCUCAUCGGGGAAUCUAAACCAACGGAACCCGAACCGAAACGGCUGAACAACGGCUUCAGGAAAUACCCGGAUUUCCUCACGAUCCAGGGUAAGACGUCGCUGGACAAUCCGGAGUACAUAAUGUCUCAGGACGAGGGCCCGCUCACGCCGCAGACCCUGGGCAUCCCUACGCCAGACUUGGAGAAGGUGCUGACGAACGGCGCGUUCGGAUCUCAAGUUAGGCAGCGAAGCUCCGAGGAGGAGUCGGACCACGAGUAUUACAACGACUUCGAUCGGCUGGAACGGGAACUGCAGCCGUUGAAACCUCUCAGGAAGAACGAGACGACGGUGUGAUUCCGGAGGUUGGGGAUUACGUUUUCGCGGUACGCGAAACGAACUGACGAUUCUUCCAUGGGGAUUCCGCUGUGGGCCCGCUUCGCCGAGGACGGCGCGAUCGAACGCGUCCUGGGAAGGAGUGGCAGAGCGGAGGCGAGCGUUGGAGAACUCGCGGAUUGAGUUGCUCGGUCUCCGAAGAGGGGAAAGGAGGAGAACCCAUUGUACUUAGAAAAGACGCUUCGCUCAAGUGCCGCGCUUAAUUGUGAUUAGAUUAUGUAAGUUAGAGGGACUCGUGCGUAUUACGUAAUAUAUAAAUAAGACGAGACAAGAGACUACGUGGACGCGCGACAGGAAUUCGCGGGGAUCGCGCGACAAGCGACGCCCCGUGAGCAAAAGUAGUGCAAAGAUAUUCUUAAUGUGCCAUUCGCCGUGGCUUGUAAAUAUAAAUCACUCUUUUCGUAUUAACUUUCUCGAGGGGCGUGAGGAACAUCCUAGGACUUAAUU